UAUCUAUAUGAGUAAUACUUGUCUCUGUCCGUCCCUAUUCAUCUGCGUUUCUUCUUCUUCCCCAAUUUCCCAUCAAACUCUAUUAGGGUUCUUGAUCAAGACGAUAAAUUCAAUUAUCUUACAAUUUGUGUCUACCUGCUCCUCAUCUUUGUUGUUCAGCCUCAGACUUCACAUUUACUCAUUUUUUCCUUGUUUUAUUGUUUACGAAUCCGAAAUUCACUCCACGCCUCAAGCUCAGAGUUAUCUGUAUAAUUGCUUUAUUUUCUCUUUAAUCUCAAGUUCUCUUUUUUCUUGAUCUUUCUCUUGCGGACGGCUGCAUUGUUUUGCUCGUUUUCAAUUAUUUCUGCAAGAUUAUAAAGACAUGCCUUUGUCAAAACAGUAUCGGUGCAUACACUCAGCUAGUUGUGCGUGUAUUAAAGGGCAUCUACCUGAAGAUGUGAUUCUUCUUGUUUUUGAACGGCUUAAUUGGAACCCUAAGUUGAUUGCAUCCUUCUCUUGUGCUUGUAAAUGGUUUGAUGAUUUUGCAAAGAGAGUAUUGUGGAAAGAGUUUUGUAAGACUAGAGCUCCCAAGAUGAUGCUUGAUCUGCAAUCUUCUGGUAGCCAUAGCGUUGAUGGGAGUUGGAGGGCGCUUGGAAAAUUGCUUGUAUACUGUUCAGGGUGUACCAAAGGUGGCUUAUUUAAUAACGUUAAUAUUCCUGGUCAUUUUGUAUACAGAACUCGGUUCUCUAGAACUUCAGGAAAGAGUUUUCUUUUGCCACAGUGCAGAUCAGAUGUUUUAUAUGUCUCGGAUCCUUGCGAACAUCUAGACCAGGGGGAAGAUGGGGACAUUGGAUUUUUUAGGGGCAUGUUUAAGUCCUUUUCUAUGUCAAAAGUUCGUAAGUUGCUGAUCAAAAGAGGUGCCCAACUUCACUCAACAGAGUUGUGUCCUUAUUGUAAAGCAAAACUAUGGAGUAUGCAGGCAGCAAAAAUGAUCCCCCAAAGUGCUAGUUGUAGAUUAGGAGCUUAUGAAGAUUGCAUCGAAUAUUUUGUUUGCCUCAAUGGUCACAUGAUUGGAAUCUGCACUUUAUUGCCCUUGUCUGAAUCCGAGGAAGCAUCUGAAUUCGAGUAAUGUUCAACUGAGUUACAGGCAAGCAGACAUUGUACUUGUACUAAAUUCGUUUGAGACUUAAAGAGAGCUUGAUUCUAGCUUGUGCGGGGUCUCUAAACAUGCCAAGGGAAAAAAAAAUGCUAUUCGACAUCUAGAAACAUACCUGCCGAGGUUAUAUAGGCAGUCGCCAUAGGAAGCUCAGCUGGUCCUGUAUAUUGGGUGAGUGGUCUAUUUUAAGUGAAUAAAAGAGAAGCCUUGUUUAAAAAUGUUUGUACAUUGCAAUUCCAUUAUGUAUAUCAAAUGCAGAUCUUAUGUAGCUAUCUACGAAACGAAAUGUUUGAUAAUAGUUCAGGCGAUUUUCAUGGAAUGUAAAUGAGCUUUCGUUGUA
Amaranthus tricolor (Joseph's coat) is the source of this 1475-nucleotide messenger RNA. RefSeq names its product EID1-like F-box protein 2. The transcript is spliced from 3 exons. The record is from RefSeq and is a predicted model, not a curated record. Gene Ontology annotation, molecular function: protein binding. NCBI's taxonomy places the organism in Eukaryota, Viridiplantae, Streptophyta, Magnoliopsida, Caryophyllales, Amaranthaceae. The coding region runs from base 362 to 1108 and encodes 248 amino acids.